Clonostachys rhizophaga is the source of this 972-nucleotide messenger RNA. Lineage: Eukaryota; Fungi; Ascomycota; Sordariomycetes; Hypocreales; Bionectriaceae. The record is from the annotation of a GenBank genome assembly.
AUGCCUUCUUACAACGACGAGACAACCACCGAGGAGGUUGCAGCGGACCUCAAGGCGGAAAUUAUCGGCAAGACUAUUUUCCUGACCGGGGCAAGCCCCAAGAGUCUCGGCGCGGUCUUUGCGAUUGGGAUCGCACAGUACCAACCAGCAUGUUUCAUCCUGGCCGGCCGCGAUCUUGCCAAGUGUGAGGAAACAGCACAGGCAAUCAAGGCGAAGAACCCAUCCAUCAGAACCCACAACGUUCAUCUGGACCUCGAGUCUCUUGGUCAAGUUCGAGAAUCGGCUGAGAAGAUCCGCUCCCUCGAUGAGGAGAUUGAUAUAAUCGUUAACAGUGCCGCCAUCAUGGCGGCUCCAUUCUCCAAGACCGUCGAUGGAAUUGAGAGCACGUUUGCAAUCAAUUAUCUUGGGAACUUCGUCCUCACAAACCUCCUUCUACCGGAUAUGCUCGCUAGGGGCCUACCUAUCCGAGUUGUCAAUAUCUCCAGCGAAGGCUGUCGCUUCAGCCCGGUACGCUUUGGGGACCUAGACUUUGGUGAAGGCAAAAACUAUAAUCGAUGGCUCUCGUACGGGCAAUCCAAGUCGGCGUUGAUGCUGUAUACCAAAGCGUUGGCAGAUAAACUCGGCCACCGGAACUUGACCGCUGUUAGCCUUCAUCCGGGUGUGAUCAUGGACACUCAUCUGGCCAGAUACAUGGCUGAUGGGGAUAUUCAGGAAUUGGAUCAACUCGACCACCAGCAGGGCCACUCCAAGUACUGGAUUUGGCCCAAGUUCCAGACACCAUCCCAAGGUGCAUCGACCUAUGUGUUUGGUGCGUUCUCGCCCGACCUGAAGGAUCAAAAUGGCGCGUAUCUCGCCAACAGUGCAGUAGUAGACAUCAAGGAGGUGUACUGCUGGACCAGGGAUGCCGUGGACGCGGAUCGUCUGUGGACGUUGAGUGAAAAGCUUACAGGGCAACAAUUCUUUUUUGAGUAG